Molecule: messenger RNA, 210 nt
Organism: Soboliphyme baturini
Lineage: Eukaryota; Metazoa; Nematoda; Enoplea; Dioctophymatida; Soboliphymatidae
Source: the annotation of a GenBank genome assembly
GUAAAGAUUUGGUUUCAGAACCGUCGAAUGAAAUGGCGGCAGUCUCAGAAGCUGAGCAGCAUGAAGGCAGUCGACCUGCCCACCAGCUCCUCUACGAACUCGACGACCGGGGAGGCUGAGGCGAUGUUGAUUUCGCCGAAGAGUAAAUCACAAUCGCGAAGUCCCUCGUCCGUCGUCAUGGCGCCUGACGCCGAAGUUCAACGAGUGUAA